ACUAACUUGGCUAAGCUAACCUAACUAACAUGUCUAAGCUAAGUAAGUGACUAACUUUAACUAGCUAGCUAUGCUAUUGUCUUUCUGCAGUGGUUCACAUAUAGCUAUCUAAUGGGGUUUGUCUGUGUGAGGGUAACUAAAUUUAGAGAGGAAAAACGAGGUUACAUGUAGUUUCGCCGGUUCAUGGUGGAAUGUAUCAGUUCCACCUUAAAUAUGUUAGCGAGCUACGUAGUUUGCUAGCUCGCUGGAGUAGCUGUAACGUUCUGGUGCAUGCGUGACUUCUGCGCGGUUUAAGGUGGAACGAACAAUUCUAACCAAGACGCUAGCUAGCGAGCUUCAGCUUGGUCAACACCGGCUCUACUGCCGUGAAGACCAUCUAACGAUAGCUAAAUCUCUUCACAGACGGAUUAGUCGCUAAAUCUUAAUCCUCUCUAACGUAAAUGGUGUUAACUGUUCAACACCGUUUGCUUGUUUUCCUGCUGUUAGCCUACUAACCCUAGCCACCAGCCUGACCGCAUACUGUACUGUUUUAUUCAGCAAUGGUUGAAUUUAAAUUUGACCGGCAGCAGAUUUGUAUAGUAUCUACAGUAUCGUUGCUUUUUCUUUUUGUAUCAGCUGCGUGUUUCUCCUACCGGCCAGUGAUUAUCAUAAGGAUGGGAAAUUAUACGUCCAAUGCGAGCUUGUCCAGCACAGAGUCUGCUCAGCUUGUCCAGGAGGUUGUGUCCCACAACUGUGUUGUAAUAUUCUCCAAGACAACAUGCCCGUACUGCAAGAUGGCCAAGGGUGUCUUUAAUGAGAUAGGUGCCGCCUACAAAGUGGUUGAAUUGGAUGAGCACAGUCACGGCAGACAACUUCAGGAUACCUUGGCACAAAUGACUGGUGCCAGAACGGUACCGAGAGUAUUUAUCAAUGGAAAGUGCAUUGGAGGAGGAUCAGAUACACGACAACUUCACCAGCAGGGAAAACUGUUGCCUCUCAUUGAGAAGUGUAGCCCAUGCUGCUUGAACAGAAGUGAAGACGGAUCAGGGAGUGGAAAAAGUCCUUCCAGCCAAUCUUAGCCUUUUUAAUUCAGUUCAAAAACUCAUUUGUGCACGUUUGCAUUGUGUUGCAGCCCAGAGAAACUGGAUUAAUUGCAAUAUAGAUGAUAAACACAGCAGAUGUGUUCGGCAAUUAAACCUUACUGUCUUUGUUCUACUGUUUGACUUGGACUUGCCUGUAUAUUUUUGUUUCUCUCACAAUCCACAUGUCAUGUACAUACUGUUUUCUUUGUAUUUAAGGUUUGUUUAAAUUCAUUUAAAUUAUAUUACCUCAGUAUUAUUCUGGGUUUUAUAGUAUUUAAAUUAAUGUAUUGAUUUUUUAUUUUUUACUGUGUCCUACUGUGUCAAAAUAAAGUAGUGUUUAUAAAAAAGGUACUGUUUGAA
Messenger RNA from Astyanax mexicanus (Mexican tetra), 1421 nucleotides. RefSeq names its product glutaredoxin 2 (gene glrx2). The record is from RefSeq and is a predicted model, not a curated record. The coding region runs from base 540 to 1058 and encodes 172 amino acids. NCBI's taxonomy places the organism in Eukaryota, Metazoa, Chordata, Actinopteri, Characiformes, Acestrorhamphidae. The transcript is spliced from 4 exons.